UUAUAGUAAUCGAAGAAAAAAAAUAGAAAAAGAAAAAGGAAACUCGACAGGCGUCGUAUGGUUUGCUGGUGUUACUAUACCGGGCCGGGCUUUCGAUUGGUUCUCAGCGAGACCUGGAAAACUUUGUUAUUACGACGUCGUUUCGCUCUGCAGCAUCGGGCGAAACCCUUUCUUCAUUCAGCAGUUCAUCUUAUCGUACAACCAAUCACUCGGACCAAUUCUCCUGAGAUGGAAACAGCAGUGGAGUCGCUGCAGAAUGACGAAAGCACCGCCACCGCCGCCGCCGCCACAGAGCAGACCAUGUCGAAAAACGCCAAGAAGCGGCUGCUCAAGCAGCAGCGGUACGAGGCGAAGAAGGCGGAGAAGAAGGCUCAGAUGAAGGAGCACAAGAAGAAGGAAGCCGAGCGCAAGCGGAAGGAAUGGGACGAGAAACUGGCGAAUUUGAGCGAGGAGGAGAAGGAAAAGCUGAUUCAGGGGAGGAAAGAGAUGAGGAAAGAGCGUAUGGAGCAGAGGAAUGUCGAAAAGGGGAUGAAAAUGGAGAGGCUGAACGAAGCGAGAAUCAGUGGCCAGAAUAUUGUUAUCGAUCUCGAAUUCGCCCAUCUCAUGAGCCCUUCGGAACUGCAUAGCCUCGUUCAACAGGUUAUGUAUUGCUAUGCGAUAAACGGAAGAUGUGACUUGCCGGCCCAUCUCUGGCUGACAGGCUGUCAGGGAGAAAUGCACAGUCAGCUUCUAAGGAUCCCGGGAUAUGAUAAGUGGGUAAUGGAGAAGGAGGAUGGAUCCUAUAUAGAAGCUUUUCAAGAUCAGAAAGAAAAGUUGGUGUACCUCACAGCCGACUCUGAAAACGUUCUGGAUGAACUCGAUCCAAAAGCUAUAUAUAUCAUUGGCGGUUUGGUGGACAGGAACCGUUGGAAAGGCAUUACGAUGAAGAAAGCCGAAGAGCAAGGGAUUAAAACUGCCAAACUGCCAAUUGGAACUUACCUAAAGAUGUCCAGUUCUCAGGUACUUACUGUGAAUCAAGUUGUCGAGAUACUGCUAAAGUACUUGGAAACAAGAGACUGGAAAGAUGCAUUUUUUCAGGUGAUUCCUCAAAGGAAAAGAUGUGAAGCUGAAGGCAAUGACAAAAAAGAUGAGAGGGAAGGUGGUGGUGUUAGUGAAGAGGAUGAUGAACAAAUGUGUGGAGGGCAAGAAGAGGCAGAUAGUGAAGAUGGUCAAAAUGUAGCAGCAGGGGUAAAAGUGGAAGACUGUGUAGAGAUAGAUGGUCAAAAGACAAAAAGGCAGUGCACUGAAACAACACAGAUUUGACCUUAAUUUUUUUUCGAUAAACAAAUUUUGUUUAAAGUUGCUAACUUUGGUCCAAACUUCUGAUGAACUGAUCAAUUCAUCAUGAUUUGCGUUUUACGUA
This is a messenger RNA of Erythranthe guttata (spotted monkey flower), 1402 nucleotides long. It is a transcript of the gene TRM10, whose product is annotated as tRNA (guanine(9)-N1)-methyltransferase-like protein. Gene Ontology annotation, molecular function: tRNA binding. Lineage: Eukaryota; Viridiplantae; Streptophyta; Magnoliopsida; Lamiales; Phrymaceae. Gene Ontology annotation, cellular component: nucleus. Gene Ontology annotation, biological process: tRNA N1-guanine methylation. The record is from RefSeq and is a predicted model, not a curated record.